AGAUGUAGACGGUCUAGAUCGGCGCCUCUCACCUCCCCUCGCCUCGCCGAGACCUCCCGACGGGCUCUGAACCCCGGAACCCCGUAGGCGAUCCAUGGCGGCGGCGGCUGGUUGGCUCCGGCGAGCUGCAUCGGCGGUGUCGUUGCCUCGCAUGCCUUCUGGACUGCCCCUCAUGCCAACUCCUCCCCCCGCUCCUCUCCCGGAGGCUCAGUCGCUCGUGCUCCCCGGCCUUGGCGCCGCCGUCGGCCCCGCUAUGGAACUUAUGGCCGUCCCCAAGAAGAAGAUCUCAAAGUAUAAGAGGGGUUUGAGAAAUGGGCCCAAAGCCUUGAAACCUGUUCCAGUGAUUGUCCGUUGCAGGUGCUGCGGUCGAGUGAAGCUGCCCCACUUCUACUGUUGCAGCGGAGAAAGAGGGAACCCUGGUGACUCGAGCUCAUGAAUGUUCAGUUUUCAACCAUUUCAGGUUGCACAUCAAGCUAUGGCUGAACGUCAUAAUACCAUGGAAGUUCCCAGAUUUCGUUUUGAAUUCUGCUGUUGUUCUCUUCGCAAGCAGAUCAUCAAAUGUAGACUUUAGUUUGAAUUGCACGAUGCUGUGUUGCAAGUUUGCCUGCCUUGAGUGUUUUCUGAGAUCAGGGUUUGUCUGUUGCUUCCUUCCAGUAAGACUAGUAGGAUCCCGCAUUUCCACCAAAAGAGUAAUAAAGUAAAAAAGUAUUCCCUCCGUUCGUAAAUUCUUGUCGCUGUUUUAGUUCAAAUUUGUACUAAAAUAGCGACAAGAAUUUAGGAACGGAGGGAGUAGUAGCAUGUCUCUUGUUUUGUGAGUUUUGAUCAUCAGAAGCUGAAAGAAGUUGAUACUAACAGAUCAUUGUUUCAACCAUAAUCGUGAUGGACUUUUUUUCUGACA
This is a messenger RNA of Brachypodium distachyon (stiff brome), 898 nucleotides long. RefSeq lists its product as uncharacterized. The transcript has 3 exons. Gene Ontology annotation, cellular component: mitochondrial large ribosomal subunit. NCBI's taxonomy places the organism in Eukaryota, Viridiplantae, Streptophyta, Magnoliopsida, Poales, Poaceae. Bases 95 to 436 code for a protein of 113 amino acids. Gene Ontology annotation, molecular function: structural constituent of ribosome. Gene Ontology annotation, biological process: translation. The record is from RefSeq and is a predicted model, not a curated record.